AUGGAGUUGCUCCCCCAGGAAAGCCUGUACUGGCUCCUUCUUGAGCCGAACUGGAAGGCCUUCGCAGGUCUGACUUUUCUGCUUUUGGUCACAGUCGGUCAAGUCUACAUGCUCUUGCGCAAGAUGAACGCCAGUAUCAACCUACUGGCUUCACUUCCUGCCGAAGUCGCCGACCUCAAGGAACAAAUGUACCACUUGACACAAGUCCCAGGAUCAGUGUCUGCCACUACGGCUGAUGGCACACCGCGCGAAGGCCCAGGUGCUAGCCCGAGUGCCAUGGCCUCCAUAGCCAAUCAGCUGGACUGCGUGGAUGCAAAGCUCCUGGAUUUGGGAAAGCUUGCUCAAUCCCUCCAACUGGAGAUCAAGCACGGCACGGUCAAAUCACAGGUGGAGGAACUGCUUGUGAUGGUGCAAACAUCACAGAUGCACCUCACAAAUCUGGAUUCGCCAAUGAAGGACUCUGCCGAAAAGCUACGUGACCUCCAUGAACAGUUCAAAAGGGGACAUGUGGUGGAUAUCAUGAAGAUGCUGGCUUCUAAAGUUGAAGCAUCUGAACUGGAGGCUAUGAAUACGAGUCUCCAGCAAGUGCUCCUCGACAUUGUCAAGAAGCUUGCUCUGAAAGUUGAGACAACCGAGCUCUCGGAACUCAAUCGACUUGAGAAACAGGCUCUCAUGGAGAAGAUCGUCAAGGUGGAAACGACUGGCGACAAAGUUCAAGACCUCUGCAAGACACUGAGCAAUGAGAUUCAUGUCUGUAAGACAGUGGUAGCUCAGAAGGUUGAUGCGCUCCAGAAGGACAUGACUUCGCACAUGGGCUGGUCCACUCAGAACCUACGGCCACUUUUCCCAUGUGUGCCGAUGAUCAAAACCAUUGAGACCCAGCUCAAGGAUGCGAUCGACUAUCUGGCCAGGAACUACAAGAACAUGGAGCAGGUGACCACGGCAGGCGAACAAACGAUCGAGGCAGUUACCAUGGUCAGACAGGCUGUCAAUACUCAGAUGGAGUUCUCCGAGAACCAGGACCAAAGGAUUGGACGGGUUGAGUCCAUCGCCAGUGGCACACUUGAUGUGCUAAAUGAGACACAGGACCAGGUGGCAGCCAUGGCUCGCGAGCAUGCUGCGAUGUUGCAGCAGGUGUUGGAGCGGUUGCCAAAACUCCCGCUUCGGAAGCCACCACCAGCGGACACACAGGCUCCCAGCCAACCGGCUUCCUCCUCGACACCAGCACCAGACGGCCCACAGCCACAAGCUAUGCCAUCGCCUAUGCCUCCACCGAUGCAGUCGCCUCCGGUGCACCAGUCGACGAUGCAGAUGAACCAGCAGCCGCCUUCAUUCGAACUACGUUUGAAUGAUCACAUGCCGCUGCAAGUGAACCCACGCCGCCAAGCACCGCAGAUCUUCAUGAUUACUGAGCAACAGUCUUCUCAGCCAGUUUUGAGAGAGGUAACACAACAAGACGUCUUCCGGGCCCUUUUCCCACAACCCUGA
Molecule: messenger RNA, 1488 nt
Organism: Symbiodinium sp. CCMP2592
Lineage: Eukaryota; Dinophyceae; Suessiales; Symbiodiniaceae
Source: the annotation of a GenBank genome assembly